AUGGAGGACAAAGUUCCUGAGGCUGAGGACAAGGUUCCUGACGCUGAGGACAAGGUUGCUGACGCUGAGGACAAGUUUCCUCGCGCUUAGGGCAAGGAUCCUGACGCCGAGGACAAGGUUUCUGACGCUGAGGGCAAGGAUCCUGACGCUGAGGAAAAGGAUCCUAAGGCUGAGGACAAGGUUCCUGACGCUGAGCACAAUGUUCCUGACGCUGAGGGCAAGGAUCCUGACGCUGAGUAUAAGGAUCCUGAGGCUGAGGACAAAGUUCCGGACGCUGAGAACAAGGUUCCUGACGCUGAGGACAAGGUUCCUGACGCUGAGGACAAGGUUCCUGACGCUGAGGACAAGGUUUCUGACGCUGAGGACAAGGUUUCUGACGCUGAGGACAAGGUUCCAGACGCUGAGGACAAGGUUCCUGGCUCUGUGGACAUGGUUCCUGACGCUGAGGACAAGGUUCCUGACGCUGAGGACAAGGUUCCAGACGCUGAGGACAAGGCUCCAGACGCUGGGGACAAGGUUCCUGACGCUGAGGACAAGGUUCCUGACGCUGAGAACAAGGUUCCUGGCGCUGUGGAAAAGGUUCCUGACGCUGAGGACAAGGUUCAUGACGCUGAAGACAAAGUCCCAGAGGCUGACGACAAAGUUCCUGGCGCUGAGGACAAGGUUCGUGACGCUGAGGACAAGGUUCCUGGCGCUGAGGACAAGAUUCCUAUUUCGUGA
Molecule: messenger RNA, 720 nt
Organism: Paramuricea clavata
Lineage: Eukaryota; Metazoa; Cnidaria; Anthozoa; Malacalcyonacea; Plexauridae
Source: the annotation of a GenBank genome assembly